UUAAUGCGACCGAGACGCCAUUGAUGGACGCGAGCUUUUCCUCCCGAACUCGCUCCCUCUCCCACCACCUCAUGUUAAGACAUAUAUCCUCCCUUGCCGAAACUGAUCUCACUGCGAAAGCCAGCCCGCGAGCGAGCGACGGAGACUGAAAGUGAGGGAAAGCAUAGAGGGAAAGGGAUCUAGGGUUCCUCUUCUCUUCAGCUCUUGGGGCGUGAUCUGGUUGUGGUGCUCGUUCUCUUCCCUCUCGGUGCUGUCCCGUCUCUUGGCCCGUUUGUUCUUCGUGGGAUUCGGCCGAAUGACCGAGCAGGAGAAAUAAGAAGAGCUGACAGUUAACUAAAAAGUGGGUUCCACUGUUUCAAGGAAUAAUUAACCUGACAGUGUGAUGCAUAAACUCAGCCAGAGAUAGCAUGGCUCAACAGAAUCAAGAGAUCACCCCUGUUGAUCCAGCUAACCUACCUCUAAAGCGCAAACGUGGUCGUCCUCGAAAGCAUGAUUAUGAUAAUCCUAGUUACCAACAACAUCAAAGGCUCGAAGCUGUUCCAGCUCAGGCUUGUCCAAUUGCCGAUUCUGUUCAUCACUCCCAAGUUAUCCCCACACGAGCUAAUUCAGCUGUCACUUCAAGCCAUGGACCUAAUGGUCUACUUGGCCAGGCAGUUUGUGGCACUCUGGAUGGAACCUUUGAUGCUGGAUAUCUGCUCACUGUUCGAGUGGCCAAUACUGGAGAUGUCUUGAAGGGCUUGGUGUUUGAUCCCCGUCUCUGUAUUCCUGUUUCAACAGAGAAUGAUAUUGCGCCGUUGCUUGCCCCUGUGGCAACACCAAAUGGAACCUCCUUUUCAGUGGAUGAAACGCUUAGUGAGACACUUGUUUCAGUACCAGUGCAAGCUGUACCUACGUCUUCUGCUGCCCCUUUCAAAGCUGUUCAAGCUUGUAUUCCCCAGACUUUACCCAAAAGCACAUUGAAUGAUGCCAAUGAGGAACCUGCACCAGCUGCAUCUCAGCAGGUGGUGGUUGACGAUGCGAAAGCUGAGGAUUUUCUGGGCCUAGCUGCUGUUAAUAAAGAAACAUCUCAAAUGAUCUUGGAUGUUCCAUCAGAAGAUCUAAGCAUAAAGGUUAUCGAGUCCUUAGGAGUAGAACAGGGCAUGUACCAGGUCAAAGAAUCAUCUACGAGCAUGGUUGAGGCAUCAGGAGCAAACGAAAAGAUGCAUCAGACCAAAGAAUCACCAGAACGUGUCGAGGCCCACUAUGUUCACUGACAUUUCAAGAUUACUUGAUUGAACAACUGCUAAGAUCCGGAGACAGGUAAUGACCAGUUUGAUUUUGCAGACAAUGCGCAGCAAUUUAUCCAAUAAGAAGGAACACCUGAAUGGUGAACUGAAAUUCCAUGGCUGAUGAACGAAACCAUCUGGCUCUGGCUGUACCUUAAGACUCAACUUCUUAGAUGAAAACCAAUGGGUAGAAUAAGAAAUGGUCCUACUCGUUAGAAAUAAUAACAUAGUGCCUAAGCUCUGGUUGUUGGUCUUGCCUUAUUUUGGUUGUUGUUGUUGCUGGUAGAACUUUGCUGAGCGUGGGGGUGCAAGCCUUCUCUUAAAGCCUACAUAUGUUGAUAUUAGGAUUGGAUGGGCUAGUCUU
Molecule: messenger RNA, 1629 nt
Organism: Musa acuminata subsp. malaccensis (wild Malaysian banana)
Lineage: Eukaryota; Viridiplantae; Streptophyta; Magnoliopsida; Zingiberales; Musaceae
Source: RefSeq, a predicted model, not a curated record